CGCGCGCACCAUUGUGUGGCUGGACUCGGCCGCCGCUGCGGUGUGAGGCGCGUGUUCGGGCUCUCGCCGUCCCCGCACCCGCACCGCGGCUUCUGCCCUGUGGCCAGCUGUUCGACAGCCAGCCUUCGGGCCCCCCGCCCGCCUCGGACAUGCCGCGCGUCUACAUAGGACGCCUUAGCUACAACGUCCGGGAGAAGGACAUCCAGCGCUUUUUCAGUGGCUAUGGCCGCCUCCUCGAAAUAGACCUCAAAAAUGGGUACGGCUUCGUGGAGUUCGAGGACUCCCGCGACGCCGACGACGCCGUUUACGAGCUGAACGGCAAGGAGCUCUGCGGCGAGCGCGUAAUCGUGGAGCACGCCCGCGGCCCGCGCCGCGACCGCGACGGCUACAGCUACGGAAGCCGCAGUGGUGGAGGGGGAUACAGCAGUCGGAGAACCUCUGGCAGAGACAAAUAUGGACCACCUGUUCGUACAGAAUUCAGACUUAUUGUAGAAAAUCUUUCCAGUCGUUGCAGUUGGCAAGAUUUAAAGGAUUUCAUGAGGCAAGCAGGUGAAGUAACCUAUGCGGAUGCUCACAAAGAACGCACAAAUGAAGGUGUGAUUGAGUUUCGGUCCUACUCGGACAUGAAGCGUGCUCUGGAUAAACUGGAUGGUACAGAAAUAAACGGCAGAAAUAUUAGGCUCAUUGAAGAUAAACCACGAACAAGCCAUAGGCGGUCUUACUCUGGAAGCAGAUCAAGGUCACGGUCUAGAAGAAGGUCACGAAGUAGGAGUCGCAGAAGCAGCCGCAGUAGAUCUCGAAGUAUUUCGAAAAGUCGCUCCCGAUCCAGGUCUCGGAGCAAAGGUCGAUCACGUUCUCGAUCAAAAGGCAGGAAAUCUAGAUCAAAAAGCAAAUCUAAGCCAAAGUCUGGGGGCUCCCGUUCGCGCUCUCGGAGCAGAUCUAAAGAUGAGUAUGAGAAAUCUCGAAGCAGGUCUCAUUCUCGAUCUCGUUCCCCCAAAGAAAAUGGAAAAGGUGAUAUAAAGUCAAAAUCUAGAUCAAGGAGCCAGUCUCGUUCCAAUUCACCCCUCCCUGCUCCACCCUCAAAGGCUCGUUCUGUGUCCCCUCCACCAAAAAGAGCUUCAAGAUCCCGUUCUAGAUCUCGUUCAAAGUCAAGGUCACGGUCCAGAUCAAGUUCCAGAGAUUAACCCAGAACUCUGUUCUUUGCACACUAUUACAGAACACUUUCCUACUUGCUUAGGCAGUUACUGUUCCGUGUUUGUAUUUGGCCUCUUCUACAAGAGGAAUCUUCUGAAAAUAGGGGCACACAGAAAUUUAAUUUGAGGCCAAAUUUGAUGAAAAAAGAUGAGGUUCUAAAGAAAUGGUGGCAUGAAGUCAAAGACCCUCUCCCUUCUUUGUAGAAUUAAGAUAACUUUGAUUUUAUAGCUUUUGAGCUAAAAUAACUUUUGUAAAGAUUAAGCUCAUUUAGAUUUUUUUUUAAGUAUUUCAGCAGGAUCUGCUGCAGGGGUUUUGUUGUUUAUUUGUUUAUUUGUUUGCUUUUAAAUUAACCGUUUCAAGCUUUGAAUACUUAAGGCUUUAGAGGGAGAACUUGGUCUUCAAUUAUGUUGGCUUUUUAUAAAGCUUGAGUUAUGUAAGAUUUCAAUAAAAGUUUGCUACCAAGAUGAUUGCCUUAUUGAAUAGGUCACUAUUAAAUUUAAAUAUUGAAAAUUUGUUUUUUGUGGAAACAGUGUAAAAGUCUACUUAUGUGUAAAACAAAGCAAGCCUCAGACCAGCAAUAAAUCAGUCAAUUUGGAUAACAUCAUUUUGUGCUGUUAAUCAAAUUUUCCAAAGUCAUAUCUGCCCCUUUAACAAGCUAAGUUAAAAAUAAAAGGUAUUUUCCAGUCAAUCUGUUAUCCAAUUUUGCCUAAAUUACUAGAUUUUAAAUAAUGAAACUUUUUUCAAACUUAAAUUUGAUUGAACUCUUCAAGAAAUGGUUCCUAAUACUUGGGAUCUAGUUUAGCUUGGUAAUCCCACUUUCUGGAAGUGGUCAGUGUAAUGAGUGUUUUGUUAGAGUAUGGUUCAAUGGUCUUUAAUGUUUGUUAUGUAAAAAUGGAAGUAGCCUUUCUUUGGUCAGAAAUUUAAUGUUUUCUUGUUAAAAUGGAAAAGCAAAUAUUGCAUUUUCUGCUGGAAGAUCAUUAUAUUUAACAGGCACUUAACAGAUCACUUGGUAAAAUUAGUUAACAGUAAAAGUAAAAUUCCAUCCAACAAUCAAUCCCAUUUGUAGUUAGUGGGGUUCUGUGAUAAUUGGUUAGGGCAUCCUUGUAAACUUGACAAUAUGCGGUUGGUUUGAAAAAAAUUUAAAUGGCUAAACCCUCAACUUUUUGUACCUUAACAUGAAUGAAGUGUAAUGAAUACUUUGGAAA
This is a messenger RNA of Ceratotherium simum simum (southern white rhinoceros), 2399 nucleotides long. It is a transcript of the gene SRSF6, whose product is annotated as serine and arginine rich splicing factor 6. Lineage: Eukaryota; Metazoa; Chordata; Mammalia; Perissodactyla; Rhinocerotidae. Gene Ontology annotation, molecular function: mRNA binding. Gene Ontology annotation, cellular component: nucleus; cytoplasm. The record is from RefSeq and is a predicted model, not a curated record.